AUGAAGACGUUUGACGAUUACUUUUCGGUGCAAGUAUUUUUGAUUGUACUUCGAGAAACAUUAGAACUGGCAAUUAUCGUUUCGGUAUUAUUGGCCUUUAUUCAUCAGAGUUUCCUUACUACCAAACCGGCACAGAGGACAGCUGAAGAGGAUGAGGAGCCGCAGGAAGGCCAAGGUCUUUUGAAUGGAGGUGAAGAUGACUAUAACAAGGAUGAGAUAUCUCAAGAAACUCGAUCGGUAUAUAAUUAUCUUCGAAUUCAAAUUUGGGUUGGUGGAUUUCUAGGAUUGGUUUGUUGUCUUAUACUUGGGACGAUCAUAUUAACGAUUUUUUACGUUUUGGGUAAUGAUUUAUGGUCGGUAACAGAACAUUAUUGGGAAGGAACUUUUUCAAUCAUUGCAAGUAUUAUAAUAUCAAUCAUGGGGAUUAAAAUAUUGAGAGUCAAUAAGAUGCAAAAAAAAUGGCAAAAGAAAUUAACUGCUAUAAUAACCAAUUCGAAUUAUAUUAAUAAAGCUAUAAAUUCCCGGAAAUCCAGUACUAGUGCAACAUUAAAGGAAAGGUUAUCGAUUUGGUCUGAAAAAUAUUCAAUGUUCAUCUUACCAUUUGUAACUACUUUAAGAGAAGGAAUGGAAGCAAUUGUUUUCAUUGGAGGAAUUGGAAUCAAUGAAGAUACUAGCAUCUGGGCCAUUAUCAACUCGGUAGUGAUUGCAAUUAUAAUAGGAUCAAUCAUUGGGGUUUUCUUGUAUAGAUCAGGAAAUAACCUAUCAUUGCAAUGGUUUUUAGUAAUAUCCACCGGGUUUCUUUACUUGGUUGCCGCUGGGUUAUUUUCCAAAGGAGUUUGGAAUUUCGAAUUGCAAAGAUUUAUUGAUUUAUGUGAUGGAUUUGACGUUAGUGAAACUGGUCAUGGUCCCGGAUCUUACGAUAUAACCAAUAGUGUUUGGCAUGUCAAUUGUUGUAAUGGAGAACUACAAGAAGAUGGCGCAUUUUGGAUGAUUGUAACUGCGGUUUUCGGUUGGACUAAUAGUGCUACAUACGGUAGUGUUAUAAGUUAUUUAUUAUAUUGGGUCAUUAUAAGUAUUUGUUUCAACGCAUUAUUAUUUGAAGACAAAAGAGGUUAUUUACCAUUAAUCCCAAUUAAAUGGCAAAAAAGAAGAAUCAAUAAAAAAAUUCAUUGCAAUUUUAAAUUAACUUCACCAGAAGAAGAUUUAAUUAGAGAAAGUAUCGAUUCAAUGACUCCCUUGAAUACCUAA
Molecule: messenger RNA, 1248 nt
Organism: Hyphopichia burtonii NRRL Y-1933
Lineage: Eukaryota; Fungi; Ascomycota; Pichiomycetes; Serinales; Debaryomycetaceae
Gene: FTH1
Product: Fth1p
Exons: 1
Coding region: 1-1248 (415 amino acids)
Biological process (GO): iron ion transmembrane transport
Cellular component (GO): plasma membrane; high-affinity iron permease complex; fungal-type vacuole membrane
Molecular function (GO): ferrous iron transmembrane transporter activity
Source: RefSeq, a predicted model, not a curated record